Molecule: messenger RNA, 1044 nt
Organism: Knipowitschia caucasica
Lineage: Eukaryota; Metazoa; Chordata; Actinopteri; Gobiiformes; Gobiidae
Source: the annotation of a GenBank genome assembly
AUGGCUGAAGAAAGACGGGGCAGGAGGUAUCCACAGAACCUUCAGGGAGUGCUGCAGCUGGCUGUGGAAGCUGGGUCUACCUCAGAGGAACAGGAGCCCACCAGCGUGGAGCCCACCAGCGUGGAGCCCACCAGCGUGGAGCCCACCAGCGUGGAGCCCAUGUCAGAGGAGAGGAAGGUGUGGCUGGGAGAAGCGCUGGCGGACAUCUGCAAAGGCCAAAUGGACGAGGUGGAGCACAUGAAAAGAUGCCUGGAAGUUCUACGCGGGGAAGAACCGAGCGGUCAGGAGAGGGAGGAUGAGGAUGAGGAGGAUGUCCGGGAGACUGCCUUUGAAACACUGACAGAGCUCUGUGAUAAUCUUGACAAUGCAAGAGACCUGAUGACUCUGGGAGGCCUGCAGUUGUGCGUGUCUCGGUACCUUUGUCACGAGCAGGGCGCCCUCCGGUGGAGAGCCGCGGAGCUGAUUGCCUCAUGUGCACAGAACAUGCCCCAGGUGCAGAUCCACCUCCUGGACAUCGGGACCCUGCCCAAACUGUUGGAGAUGGUAGACUGCGACCCGCACCCCACCGCCCGCGUCAAAGCCCUCUACGCUGUCUCCUGUUUGGUGCGAGAACAGGACGCAGGGCUCGAGGAGUUUCUGUCCCGGGACGGCUUCUCUGUGCUCAUGAGAGGCAUGCAGUCUGGAAAUGAAAAACUCUGUAUCAAGUCGGCAUUUCUCCUGCUCAACCUGCUCACGUCACACCCAGAGCAGAGAGCGUCUGUUGUCUCCAUGGGAAUGGUCCAGCAACUUGUGUCAGUUUUGCGAACGCCACACUCGACUUUUCACGAACAUGUAGUUGGCGCUCUUUGCUGUCUAAUAGACAAUUGUCCUCUGGGUCUCAAAGACUGCAGGGACCCCGCUCUAGGCCUGAAGGAGCUACUAAAGCAGAGGUCCACAGAGCUGCAGGGGAAAGAGGAGAGCCAGGAGGAGCUGGAGUUCUGUGAGCGCCUGAGAAGGUUGUGUUUCUCUGGACACCAGUCUGAAGACAGUGGGAUGGACCGCUGA